UGCCCCCUUGAAUUCAGUUCAGAGUACUGCUGGCGCUCGAGGGGUCGCGUGUGCGAAUCUACGGGUUUAUGGUUUUUGGAUUAUUCUAUUUUUUAUUUGGUUUAAAAAAUAGAUGCCAACGAGAAGUUGAACUGUAUUGCUGGUGGAUAUAAUUCUGUGGUAUUCCUUCGUCAGUAAAGGAAUGUGUUUUUCUUUCUGCUAGCUCCCAAUUUCAGCGGCACAUCUGACAAGUGUUACGGUGAUGUAAAAUGCAGAAGAGCACCGAUUCUAAACGUCCAGCCAAUGCUUUUUGCAUCCGCGUUGGAGCGUUCUGCCCGCACACUUAACAGUGUCCCAGUGCAGAUCACCCAUGCAACAGUGACUACGGAUUUUGCGAAACCUAAGCGACGACCAAAGUGGAUUUGAAAGAUUUUUUUUUUCGUAAAUGGAUCGCUAUUCAAAUUCCAUUUCCAUUUGGCUCCAACUGGAAAUUUGCGCUAUGGCUGUUCUUCUAACAAAAGGAGAAAUAAGGUGUUACUGCGAUGCCCCUCACUGCGUCGCUACCGGCUACAUGUGCAAAUCGGAGCUUAACGCCUGCUUCACGAAGGUGUUGGACCCGCAAAAUACGAACUCUCCUCUAACUCACGGGUGUAUCGACCCUUUCACGACCUCGAGUGCCGUGUGCAGUUCCAAGACCUCAGAAGAUAAGAGCGGAGGUUCUUCCGCGCUGGAGUGCUGUCAUGACGACAUGUGUAAUUACAAGGGCCUGUACGAUCUGGUCCACGCCAGAGGAGACGCUUCGGAUCAGGCGGGCCGGUACCAGCCCGAGGGGAGCCGGGGCCUGGUGACGCGGGUCCAGGAGCUGGCCUCCACCAAGGAGGUGUGGUUCCGCGCGGCGGUGAUCGCGGUGCCCAUCGCGGGCGGGCUGAUCCUGGUGCUGCUGAUCAUGCUGGCCCUGCGCAUGCUGCGCAGCGAGAACAGGCGCCUGCGCGACCAGCGGCAGCAGAUGCUCUCGCGGCUGCACUACAGCUUCCACGGGCACCACGCGGAGAAGGGCCACCUGGCCAAGCUGGACCUGGAGUGCAUGGUGCCCGUGACGGGCCACGAGAACUGCUGCCUGACCUGCGACAAGAUGCGGCAGGCCGACCUGUCGCUGGUGCACUGGGGGAUGUACCGGGGCCACGGGAAGCUGGAGUUCGUAUGAUGCCCACACCCCCCAUCCCCACCCCCGCACCCCCACCCAUCUGGGACAGAACCAGGCGUUCUUUCCUCCCGUUGACGUUAAAACACCACUUUCGGUCGAUAACUUUCCCAGUUCGAUUACUUUUUUUUUUUUCUUGUUUCUUCAGAAAAGAAAAAAAAAACUUGUGUACUGCAAUUCGUGUGUUUUUUAUUUUUUUUUUGCCAAGCAGCACUUUACUUGAAACGAACGCCGAAUCGAAGCGGAGCUGUUAAAAACGAACUGGAGAACGCGGGACGGGCCCCGCUCCGUUUUCGGGCCCCUGGCGCUGCAGGCCCCCGGCGGACCCGCUGAAGGAUUCCAAAAUUUUUCUCGUAUUUGCACAUUUGUAUAAAGAAAAUAGGUCGUUUCGCUUUAAACGGAAGCUCGGUAGAAGACAUCCACGCUGACCAGGGUACAAACAGACUUUUGCUGAGGAGGGAGAAAGAAGAUUCAGUGUUAACUCUAGGUGUACACACUCCUCUGUGUAUGUUUCUCCAUCCAGUUUAUUGUAAAGAUUUUAAAGUAUAUAUAAAUAUAUUUUUGUCGGAUGA
This is a messenger RNA of Anguilla rostrata (American eel), 1752 nucleotides long. Its product is annotated as BMP and activin membrane-bound inhibitor homolog. The transcript has 3 exons. Lineage: Eukaryota; Metazoa; Chordata; Actinopteri; Anguilliformes; Anguillidae. The coding region runs from base 425 to 1183 and encodes 252 amino acids. Gene Ontology annotation, biological process: transforming growth factor beta receptor signaling pathway; positive regulation of canonical Wnt signaling pathway; negative regulation of transforming growth factor beta receptor signaling pathway. The record is from RefSeq and is a predicted model, not a curated record. Gene Ontology annotation, molecular function: frizzled binding.